AUGUCUGCUUCAUUAAAAGAAACGUUUGAAAGAUGCAAAAAAGAGGGCAGAAAUGCCUUGGUUAACUUUAUCACCGCCGGGUAUCCAACAAUUGAAGAUAGUUUACCUAUUUUAAAAGGUAUGCAAAAUGCCGGUGUUGAUAUCAUUGAAUUGGGGGUUCCAUUUUCUGAUCCUAUAGCUGAUGGACCAACCAUCCAAGCUGCAAAUAAUGUUGCCUUGGAUAACGGGAUCACUGUUUCCAAAUGUUUGGAAUUGGUUAAGAAGGCAAGAUCCGAAGGUAUAACUGUUCCUAUCAUCUUGAUGGGUUAUUAUAAUCCAAUUUUAAAAUACGGGGAAGAAAAAAUGAUCAAGGACUCGGCAGAAUCUGGUGCUAAUGGUUAUAUUGUUGUUGAUUUACCUCCUGAAGAAGCCGUUAAAUUUAGAUCUACCUGUACCAAAUACGGUUUAUCGUAUGUUCCUUUAGUGGCACCAGCCACCACCGAUGAACGUUUGAAAGUCUUGGGUGGUAUUGCUGAUUCUUUCAUCUAUGUGGUUUCUAGAAUGGGUACCACUGGUGCUUCAACUGAAGUUUCCAAAGGAAUUUCUGAAUUAUGUGCCAGAGUUCGUAAAUUUGCUGGUGAUACUCCACUUGCUGUUGGGUUUGGGGUUUCUAAUAGAGAUCAUUUCUUAACCGUCGGUGCUUCGGCUGAUGGUGUGGUUAUUGGUUCUAAAAUUAUCACUUUAAUUGGUCAAUCUAAACCAGGUGAAAGAGGUGAUACUGCUUUUAAAUUUGUUAAAUCUAUUUUAGGAGAAGAUUAUGAGGCUCAUGCUCCAAAAACUUUCACUAAUGCUACUCUUUCUGAGUUCAAAGAUACUAAACAGGUCUUAGAAGAAUUACAUAAAUAUAAUCCAAAAUUCGGUGAUUUUGGUGGUCAAUACGUUCCUGAAGCCUUACAUGCUUGUUUAGCCGAAUUAGAAAAAGGUUUUGAAGAUGCCGUUGCUGAUCCUGAAUUUUGGAAUGAAUUCAGAUCUUUGUAUUCUUAUAUCGGUAGACCGUCUUCUUUCCAUAGAGCUGAACGUUUAUCUGAAUACGCUGGUGGUGCUCAAAUUUGGUUGAAAAGAGAAGAUUUAAAUCAUACUGGUUCUCAUAAAAUUAAUAACGCUCUUUCUCAAGUUUUAAUUGCCAGAAGAUUAGGCAAAACUAAAAUCAUUGCUGAAACUGGUGCCGGUCAACAUGGUGUUGCUACCGCUACCGCUUGUGCUAAGUUUGGUUUAAACUGUACUGUUUUCAUGGGUGCUGAAGAUGUUAGACGUCAAGCUUUAAAUGUUUUCAGAAUGAGAAUUUUAGGUGCUAAAGUUGUCGCUGUUACUAAUGGUACUCAAACCUUAAGAGAUGCUACCUCUGAAGCUUUUAGAUUUUGGGUUUCUCAUUUAGAAAAUACUCAUUAUGUUGUUGGUUCAGCUAUCGGUCCUCAUCCUUACCCAACCUUGGUCAGAACAUUCCAAAGUGUUAUUGGUCAAGAAACUAAAGAACAAUUCAAAGAAUUAAACGAUGGUAAAUUACCAAAUGCCGUUGUUGCUUGUGUCGGUGGUGGUUCAAACUCAACUGGUAUGUUCUCACCUUUCGAAAAAGAUACCGAAGUUAGAAUGUUGGGUGUCGAAGCCGGUGGUGAUGGUUUAGAUACUGAACGUCAUUCCGCUACCUUAACUGCUGGUAUUCCUGGUGUUUUCCAUGGUGUCAGAACCUAUGUCUUGCAAGAUGAUGAUGGUCAAGUUCAUGAUACUCACUCUGUCUCUGCUGGUUUGGAUUACCCUGGUGUUGGUCCAGAAUUAGCUUUCUGGAAGAGUACUGGUAGAGCAGAAUUCGUUGCUGCUACUGAUGCCCAAGCAUUGGAAGGUUUCAAAUUACUUUCUCAAUUAGAAGGUAUUAUUCCAGCCUUGGAAUCCUCUCAUGCCAUUUACGGUGGUGUUCAACUUGCUAAAACCAUGAGUAAAGACCAACAUAUCGUUAUCAACGUUUCCGGUAGAGGUGAUAAGGACGUUCAAAGUGUUGCUGAAAUUUUACCUAAAUUAGGAGACAGAAUUGGUUGGGAUUUGAGAUUCGAAGAUGAUCCAUCGAAGUAG
Messenger RNA from Hyphopichia burtonii NRRL Y-1933, 2103 nucleotides. It is a transcript of the gene TRP5, whose product is annotated as tryptophan synthase. Gene Ontology annotation, molecular function: tryptophan synthase activity. The transcript has a single exon. The record is from RefSeq and is a predicted model, not a curated record. Bases 1 to 2103 code for a protein of 700 amino acids. Lineage: Eukaryota; Fungi; Ascomycota; Pichiomycetes; Serinales; Debaryomycetaceae. Gene Ontology annotation, biological process: L-tryptophan biosynthetic process. Gene Ontology annotation, cellular component: cytoplasm.